GCCACGAGCAGGGACGAGCGACACUCUUCCUCCUGACCCGCACCUCUCCCCUCGUGACGCCUCUCGCAAGUCUUCUUAUUCGGGAAUAAAUACGCCGCUGAUUGUAUUUUAAAAGAUCUCAGCAUUGCGAAUUAAGUUUGAAAGUUAUCUGCUGUUUUAGGUUGAAAAUACUACAGUGUUCCCUCGAUGUUUUAGAUCAUAAUUGAGCGACACAGCAAAAGUGAAGUGGUCUUAAUACCCCAAGAAUGGAUAACUCUAGAUCCGUCUUAGUUAUCAAGUGGUUGUCAGUGGUAGAGAAGUGAGUGGAACUUGAAGGAGGCGCGGGGGUAACACUGGAGCAUCGUGACCUGAGUGCCACAGUGCUCAUGACGAUGGCCGAGGACCAUCAGCCUGGCAGCUGGAGCCUGGCACUCUCCCCGGGGCAGUGGAGCGCCGACCCCAACACUGGCAUAGUCCAGCUGACGGAGGCCGCCCUGGCCAGGCUUAUCAACACCGACCCCAUCGACAAGUGGUACCAACUGGACCCCGAGCCCAUAGCCAGGGGACAGUUCGCCGUGGUGUACCACUGUCGACACAGGAUCACGGGGGAGGAGUUCGCUGCCAAGUUUUCGUCCAGAUGGCGUCUGGGCGCUGACUGUACCGCUGACAUCCUGCACGAGGUGGCGGUCAGCGCCAUCUUGAGGCCAUCACAGCGAACCAUACAGCUGCAAGACGUCUUUAGUACACAAACUGAACUUGUACUGGUCAUGGAGUACGCCGCAGGAGGGGACCUUCAGACUCUCCUGGACGAAGACAUGGUACCAUAUGAACGAGACGUCAUCAGCUUCACGCGACAGCUCCUCGAGGGACUCGUGUUCAUCCACGACCGCAACAUCGUUCAUCUGGACAUUAAGCCACAAAACCUGGUGCUGAUGGGGGAGUUCCCUGACUGCGCCGUCAAGCUCUGUGACUUCGAGAUCUCGCGAGUGUUGACGCCGGGACGAGAAGUGAGGGAGAUCCUGGGCACACCUGACUAUGUUGCUCCAGAGAUCAUCCUGUACGAGCCUAUCACGACCAAGACGGACAUGUGGUCCCUGGGGGUGCUGACCUACGUGCUCCUGACGGGGUUCCUGCCGUUCGGGGGCGACACCGACCAGGAGACAUUUCUGGAAAUCUCGCUGGGGGAGCUCGACUUCCCUGAAGAACUGUUCGAGGACAUUUCUGCUGAUGCCAUCGACUUCAUCAAGAAACUCUUAGUGCGCCAACCUCAGUCGAGGAUGAGUGGCCGGGAGUGUCUGGAACACCCGUGGAUGAAGGCCGACCUCAGCAAGGCCAAGAUCCCGCCCCAGCCACUCACAGCAUCGCCUCCUCCUGCAGCUACGCCAGUCAUCACUCCUUCCCCUACCAAGCCUACCACUCAGCCCUGUGCUCACCAUGUGCACACCUCCACCAGCAUUCACUCUCCCUCACUUAUGUCAGCAUUGUCGGAGAUAAUUACGUCGUCUGGUGAUGUAGAUCUGUAUACCAAAUCUCUCAGCAACACUCCUGGGGUGUUGACUCCUAGCAACACGCCUCCUGCCUUCCUCACACCGAGCAACAAUACGCCCACUGUUCUUUCCCCUAUGAGUUCCUCUCCGAGAGAUAUUGGCCUUCCUCCCAUUCAUCCUCUCACAGGACCGAAAUCCUCAGCAGUCAACUCUGCUUAUUCGUCUACCAGCUCACUCUACCGAGGAGGAUCACGACAGAGUCUUGACCGUGCCAGAAGUCUCUCUAAGUCUCGUGAGGUGUUGUCCGAGAGGAUGCAGAUGUCUAAUCAGAAAAAAUCUCUUUCGAAAUCCCGCGAACGGCUUCACGAGGGACAACUUCGACUCUCAAGGUCGCGGGAAGAUUUAUGGGCUCUUAAGUCCUUCUCACAUUCCGAGGAAGCCCUGUCGGCAUUUAGUUGGAUGAAUGAAGAUGAUUCAAUUUACAAGAGUUGCAAUAAUGUUUUCCUUCCAAUGCUGCCCAUGCUUGAUGAAAACAGAGUAUCAGGACGUUUGUACAAAAGUUUGGCAUCUAUCGAUAAAAUCGAUGAAGUUGGGACGGAGUCAAAUCAGGGCAGCGAAAGACAAAGCAUUUUUGACUCGAGAUUCUCCAUAAAUGACGAGAAAUACAAUCAUCUAAUAACUAAAUACAACACAGCAGUUAACAGCCACAUAAAAUCGCCGCCACGAGGUCAUACUAGUGAAGGUCGUCAGAGCAACACUGUCUCAGAAGAGCGGCUGAAAGGAAACUGCCAGGGUGGACGAAAUGCUAAUGUCUCCACCAAGCAGUGCUCUCGGCACAACCAGUCAGAAUCACAGCCGACUCAGAAGGUUACGAAAGUUAGUCGAGCAGAAAGGAUGAAGCGAGAGGCACACAAAAAACGUAAAGGCAAAAGGGACAAAGAAAAACAAAUGCCAGACUCACCAAGGCUGAAACAACAGGCUAAUGAGUUGGAGGUGUCCAGGCAUCCUGACAAGCUGUCAACUACCAGCCGAGCCUCAUCACCAAGCAAGAGACGGGGCUCUGUCUCCCACACUGAGCAGAGAAUCCAGGAGAGACACGAGAGACAACAAGAAAAACUAGAAAGACAAGGACGGGAAGAGAAACUUGAAAGGCGUGGCUCCGGGAAAUGUGCUGCUAUAAAUUCUCGAAGGCGUGAUUCCGGAGAAGAUAAAACACAUAAGGAAAAGAACAAAAAUAACAGAAACAGAAGUAGUGAUGACAACAUUAACAGCCCGAGGAGUACAUCCCCAUCCAAGCAGGCAAAGCUAAGCAAGACGAGGUCCGCCAGCAGCGAUGCAUCUUCUGCAUCUUCAGCCUCGUCUCUCGAGAGCGUCAAAGAGAGUGCAGAUUGUAACAGAGCAUCUCAUAGAGGUCACGAAACAUCUGAUUCCAAGAAAUCUCCAAGGCAGUUAUCAGGAGCAUCUAACGAUGUUAUCGAGCACAGAGAGAAACGGACCGAGAUGGACGAAGCCUAUGUUUCAUUAGAAGAGCCCGUGGACGAUGGCAUCUUCAGCAGAAGUGAAAGUAUGGAUAGCACCAAUACUGUGGAGUCUGAUCAUACUGUCCGUGCCACAGACACUUCAUCAGAUACACUUGAAUCUACUUUCGCUUCUUGUACAGUUUCCGAAAAUGAGUCCGACCUAAUAGUGGAAAAACCAAUAAAAAUUCAGUUGUCAGAGAAACACGAAUUGGAAAUAGCGAGAAAGGAGUCAAAGACUUCUGAGAGUACCACUCAUGACAAGGAACCAUUGUCAUCAGAAAGUAUCCAAGAACUGAUGGCCAUUAACGAAGAGGAAGAGGAUGAGAGGAGUGUGUUUGGCAGAUCAGUGUCGACCAGUAGCGACAUAGGCAGCAUGAUGAGCGAGACCAGUGAACCAGACAAAGAGGACUGCAUCCCUCCUCCUAAGCCUCAAGAGAGCGACCACCUGGCUGCCUUCAACUGGACGCUCAGAGGCAGGUCUAUGAGCAUGCAGCCCAGCGACCCGCCGCCCUUUUCGCACCUUAAUCUUUGCCGUUCUAACUCUUUCAACUUGGGCAUGCCCUUGGGAAGCUUUGUGGCAUCGCCUUGGGGUGAUGUGUGCGAUGGAGCCAUCAGCAGGGCCAUGGAGAUGUUCAAGCUAAAGUCAACUGACUUGACGACGGCAAGUAGAAGUGUCCAAGAGAGACGGCCCUCCCUGCAUAGUCAAUAGUGGACACCAGCACCCAGCAGCCAGAUUCACGAAGCAGUUACGCAAGCACUUACGAACCUGUUCAUCUUUUCUCAAUCUUUGGCGGCUUUGUUUACAAUUAUUAAACAGUUAAUG
Messenger RNA from Procambarus clarkii (red swamp crayfish), 3809 nucleotides. RefSeq lists its product as uncharacterized. Gene Ontology annotation, molecular function: protein serine/threonine kinase activity; ATP binding. Gene Ontology annotation, biological process: positive regulation of apoptotic process; protein phosphorylation; intracellular signal transduction. Gene Ontology annotation, cellular component: nucleus. The record is from RefSeq and is a predicted model, not a curated record. NCBI's taxonomy places the organism in Eukaryota, Metazoa, Arthropoda, Malacostraca, Decapoda, Cambaridae.